UUCCUCCUCCCCCUCUCUCUUCCUCUCUGCUUCUCUUUCUCUCUCCACCCUGCUUUCUUCCCUCUGUCAAUCCCAUCACUAUUCAACACCAUCCGACCUCUCUCCCUCUCUCUUCCCUUCCCUCUCUGUCUCUCUACCUCUCCUCUCCUCUCUGCCCCACUCUGCUCCUGCCAGGAAGAUGAUGGUGAUGAUGAUGAUGUGACUCUGUGGCCAGCCAAUGAUCACGCAAGGAGGGACUGGAAGGGGUGUGUUCAGAGGCUGUGCUCAGAUCUGAUCGAUGCUGACGAGACCGAGGAGGAAGAAGGGGAAGAGAGGGAGGUAGAGGAGGGUGGGGGAGGCCUUGUCCGAGCUGAGGAGCGCCUACGCUGGCUUAAUAAAAAGGGGAGAAGAGGAGGAGGAGGAAGAGGAGGAGGGAGGGAGGAAGCUGUCGCCUGUCAAGAGGGGGAUCAACCUGUGUUGUCAUGGAUAAAUAUCGACCAAAGAGACCAACCACCCUGGCUCUGUUCCCACAGCUGCCACAAGCCGGCACCCAGGACUCCAUCAACAACAACUCUUUAGGCAAGAAGGACAGCUGGAAGGACUCCCGCUCCUCCUCCCCACAUAUUACAGGGGAUCUAACACCACCAGAUACCCAACCAAAAGCGGAGGACAAAGUUCGGCACAGCACGCGCCGCCCGGCCCCCAAACCCCCCACAGCCAAUGGAACAAACAGCAGAGCCAACACUCAGGCUGCUGCCACCACUGCAGACACACGCGCUCGACUGCGGGAAAGACAGGUGUCAGGGGUCACACACACACAGUCCUCCAGCACACUGAGGAGUCAAAGGAGAGCAGGGAGAGGAGCAACAGCGAUGAGAGAAAGGAGCCUGGGGGACAUCAGAGGAAAGGAUGGAGUGACAGCAGGGAAGGAAGAAAGAAGAGGAGGAAGACUAUGUGAUGGGAAAGAGAAAGAGAGAAAUGGACAUCAGAGGCCAAGGGAAGCAAAUGGACUGAAAAGCCGGGGGGCUGAUGGGAAAGGAAAAGUAGGUGCUAAAGGGGUUAACAAAGGAGGGGGAUUCAAGUCAAAUAACAUACUGUCGAACCAGGAAGUUUAUCUGACAGCCAUGGUGGUUCCACGCACACCUGUAGCACCAAGAAACCAGGACAAGACCCAAGACCAAGGCCAAAACCAUGACAGGACCCAGGACAACCCCCCUAUUCUCUCGCGGUCCAGCAGCGAAGGGGGGUCAAACAGAAUGUCCCUCAGCUCAGACACAGAAGGUCCCCCACCAGGGCCCCUGCAUCCCUCUCUAUCCCACCGAACCAACCCUGACAUCAGCGAAGAAGAGGGGGAGGGAGAUCCCACUCCCUGUGUUAAUGUCCAGAAUGGUCCAACACACUGCCUUGCAAAUAAUGAAAAAGCAGAGAUGGACUGUACCAAGUCAGAGGUUGAUACAGGAAGAGGAAAAUGUGAUAAUAAUACUGAGGUGGAAGGCACCAACUCUGUCACUCAGGGAGAUUGUGCGGCUGCUCAGACUGUACCAAAGAGUGAGGCUACAGCAGGGUUAAAUUAUGACUCUGUUAAAUACACUCUGGUGGUCGAUGAACAUGCUCAAUUGGAGCUGGGCAGCCUCAAGGACUGCUUUCACGGUUACAAGGAGCACAAUGAUGACAGCGAUGCAGAGACGGUCUAUCAGUCAGCAAAUGAGGAGGAAGACCCAGAGUAUGAGGAGGAGAGGAAGAGGACAGAAGAAGCAAAGAAGCAAGACAGGAGGAAAGAAGAGGAAAAGAGAAGAAAGGAGGAAGAGGAGAAGAAGAAGUGGAGGGAAGAGGAUUUGAAAAGGAGGAGGGAGGAGGAAAUAAAGAGACGGAGGGAAGUUGUGGCAAGGAUCUGUAAGCAGUCAAAGGUAACAUCAACUACAACUUCAGAGGAAGAAGAGUCUAAUGGAGAAAGGGCCGCAGCUUCCAGGAGUAAGAAGUUCCUCAACCUGUUUCCCAACAAGAGCAGUCAUUACAGCACCACAGGUGCUGGGUCUUUUGGUGUGUUCUCCUGUGUUUUGAAUGGAGUGGAGAGAGAACAGAGCCACAGAGCUGCCUACAGGUUUGUCCCUCGUCAUGAAGAUGAGCUGUACCUAGAGUCAGAUGACCCAGUGUUAAUACUGAACCAGUCUGAGGACCUGUGGUGUCAGGGUUACAACAUGAGGACUGGCGCUACCGGCAUCUUCCCUGCCUUCUAUGCUGUCAAGGUGGCCAAAGAUAUUAACCAAGUCCAGAAAGAUGGCUGGACAGAUCAGUUCCUGGUGCGAUUCCUGGGUUCAGUUCAGGUCCCCAUCCACAAAGGCAACGACAUGCUAUGUGCUGCGAUGCAAAAGGUGGCGUGUAACAGGCGGUUAGCAGGUCAGCCUCCGUCACCCUGUGUGCUGGAGGUCAGUGUGAAGGGUGUGAAGAUCAGCGUCCAAGACCAGUGUCAGUCUGCUCAUAGGGGGGACCAGUGUUUCCAUUUCUUCCAGUUGAAGAACAUCUCAUUCUGUGGCUGUCAUCCAAAACACAGCAAGUAUUUUGGUCUCAUCACCAAACACCCUGACCAACAGCGCUUUGCCUGUCAUGUCAUGAUGUCAGAGACAACAUUACAUCCUUUGGCUGAGUCUGUAGGGAGGGCAUUCAAGCAGUAUUACAAGGAGCACAUUGGCUACUCCUGUCCCACUGAAGACAUCUUCAUUGAAUAACACCUCUCCCCUGUCCACACUAUGUACUGAAUACUCACUAUGUGCAUGUAAGCCCGGUCUUACACAGCAAACUGGACCACUGAUUUAUCUUCGUCAGAGUACUUGCAUGGUGGAUUUCUUUUCUUACCUGCAUCCAGUGAUACAGCGAGCUUUUCCUUCCUUUAGCCAUGUCACAAUAUAAAUACCUCAAUGGAUGGAUAGGAUCACAUGAGAUGUUCCAUACACUGAGGACAAAUGUAACAUUAACCUGCCCAAAUUCAAAUACAAAUAUAUGAGACUGAUAUAUUUUAUGGGAUAAAAUUACUUAUAUGGAAUGACACAUUGAUAUUGGAUGUAAACCAUAUAGACAGCCUUCAGGACUAUGGAGUUACUUGAAUGACAGAAUAUUUAUAUCAUCAAUUUGUGAACAUGCAGCCACUGCAGAACCAAAUAAUAAUUAAUCAGUGACAGUUUUAGCAAUAGAUUAAUAGGAAACUUUGGUAUUUUUCAGUUUGGACCGUAGUCUCCCAUUUUUUCUGCCAGAGUGGAUUAUGGAGACAACAACUUUUGAACUUGAUCAAGCACUGAGCAAAAGCGCUGCAGCCACAGCGAUGAAACAAGCUGCAAUCUCUAGCCUGUGGGCAAUUAUGCACUGUCAAUUUAUUUCGACUAAAAAUGCUUGUUUUGCCACUUUGACUCAGAUUGUUACUGUACCUGUUUGAUAACAUUAUGGAAAUUAUUCCUACAGAGAAAUGGAAUGUGUUCCUUACCUUUUUUCUAAUCUGGUCUAUUUGUUAACAUGUGUAACUAAGUCUCACUCAAGUAGAAGUCUCAUUCUGAAAUCUUUGGAAAAUCUAUGAACAGUAUGUUGACUAAAGUACAAAUUUAGUCAGAAGUCUAGAUCAUAGUUUGGUUACAUUUAGAGAACAAAAAAAUAAUUGGUUGAGUUUAUGAAAGGAUCGUAGUUUUUGUUAAACUGACUAGAUGAGAUAAAUUUACCUACUUUGCGUAGUUAUUUUAAGUAUGUGAAGUCAUGUAACUACUGACUUUUGGUUUCACACAGGACACAAACAGUGGUCUCCUGGUUGAAAGUCCAUGUUUGUUUGACCCAUCCACCCCCACAUUUCAUUCCCACCACCAAAUGAUGUCUUGCUCAUACUUUGUUGCCACCAUAUAUAUAUAUUUCUAUGAGCCUGGGCUGCUGUUGCACCAGUCUAAACCAUUAGGUGGGAGUGCAAUGGAGAAGUGCAACUCACUUACUGAACAUUCGUUCUCUUGACCAAAAUGAAAUGUUGAGCAUCUGCCAUGUUAGUGAUCAUGAGCAGUGUGUUUACUUGGGUUAACAAGUAGCUUCUGGAUGUUCAAGUCAACAAACUAGAAUUCCAGUUCCAGAUAUUUUCUUGAGAUUUGCCACUUGAGCUUGAACUUCAGUGUCAGGUGAGACAAGCAUUUCAAGUUUACAGAUGUCACCGCAUUCAUCGUCCGAGACCCAAACCCAGGUCAACUGCCUGGAAGGCAGCUUUGCUACCCACAAGCACACAUUUAAAAUAUGAGAAUCUAAGCAAGACUGCAUGUUCAUUAAAAUAAGGUAAAUUUUCUGUCUUUAAAUUAGCUUCAUUGUCAACUCUAGAAGAAAGAAGAGCUUCUUAUUAGCAAAAAAUUCCCCCAACAGUUUAAAGGCAGUCCUUUGUGGACACAUAUGAUAAACAAACAAACCUGCUUGUUUCUUUGCACAGAUAAGGGCACACCAAUGAUUCCAAAAAGAAAAGAAUAGAUAUAUAAUUCUGCAUCUUAUAACCCCAAGACUUGACAAUCUACUGCUGAAGACCUUUGGAGAUGCUGUUAAGGUGCCUAAUUUCUCUUUGUGCUGCUUGAUGUUUUUUUUCUUCCAAAUGUGGUUCCAACUACAAACCCGUCAUGCAGGGUUUCUCUGGUUGAACAAUGACACAUUUUUCCUUUAACUCUGUGUAAUAACAUGGCCCAAAUGACGCUGUGCAAUUUAGUAUGUGUGCAAAAGAACAAAGAUGUUGGGACAGUGGAUCACUGUGCAGUCAUGUCCAUGUCCGUCCAUAUUACUUUCAGCUCAGACUUCUUUUGCAUUGCCUGCUCAAAUCUAGGACCAAAGUUGGGGUCAAGCCAGCAUGGAAAUAAUGAAUUCUCAUAAAGAUUUUUUUUUAGUGUAGACAUAUUUAAAAGGGAAAUACUGAACUCAGCAUUUUGAGAUUUCCCCUCACUAUCUGACCCACGAUCUGAUUUGGUUAUCCAAAUAAGGAGAACUCAUUUCCAUGCUGUUCUUCCAUGUUUUUGCAGCCAUUUGAAGAUUAGCCCCAGGCUUAAAGCUGCACCAAUCAACAUAUUUUACAACACUGGAUCAAAUGACUAUGUGCAAUAUAAAAGGAGUCACUCAUAGUAAUGAACUCACAAAGAAUUAUUACCCAGCAAUGCAGUUAGCCUCUGCCCUAUGAAGAUUUUCAGCCUCUUUCCACCUAGUGUACAAUCUGUGUUCCCAUCAACCUUAUCUCUAGAAGCAGCAGGCAGCUAAAAGGCUUUUAAAACCCACUGCACACUACUGGCCCAGUAUCGAAUAGCAGACAGACAAAGUUAGCAACUUGCAGGCACACAUAAUGGAGCCUUUAGCAGCUAAAGAGCCUGAUAUAUUAGGAGUUUGCGGAGACCAAAAUAGGGCUGAAAAGAGAGUGAAUUAUAUUUAUCAGGUAAUCUGUGACAUGAUUCAUAAUAAUGCUAAUGCUGCUCUGUGUCUGUCAGAUAUGUAAGGAGACAAAUAUUUGCUAACAUGCUAGCCAUGACAGCUUUUAUAGUAUGUCAGUGUUGUGUUUUCAGCUUGUCCUGCUGCUCCCAAGUGGCCUAAACAAUCAGUUAAUGCAGCUUUAAGAUCCAGGAUGUGAACAUUUGGUCUUGGAAUUUACAAUAGAGCGCUGCAGGGAUGAUGUUUAUGUGUAGGCCAACCUGCAUGUUAACAUCACUUCUGUUCCCUCUACAAAAAGCCAAUGGGAUUUUUCCAUUGGAUUUAGAAUUACUGCAGAAAAUAAUCACUAUGGCAACAAAAGUUUAUGAUACUUACAUGUUUUGUUUAACAAGAUAAUCUUCACAAAUGAACACCAGUCUAUUAUUUUUCAGGUGUAAAUGCAAUUGCUAGAAGUAAAAAGUUAACGUUAGGCUAUAAAUGAACUACACUGUGGUCGCAUGACUUCAACAUUGCCCCUACAAUAAGGCUGUAAAGCUGUGUUUGGCGCAAUCAUGCUCUGUAAUCUCAAUAAGCCACUUGUCAGCAACCACUUUUUUUAAGACACUUGAUGUGUUUUAUGACAUUGAACAAAACAUUUCAGUCUCUUAAGCUUGUGUUGACAGACCUUAUUUCAGACAUCUAACCAAAAAACCCAUUUAAAGAACCCAUUGACUUCAAGAUGAGAAAACAGGAAGUAUAAAAAUGCUGACUAAUGUCUGUGACUAAGGAUUAUUCCUGCACCACUCUAUACAUACUAUGUGUUGUAAACAGAUUUGAGCACAUAAAGUCAGUGGAAAUGAAGCCUGAAAUGUUUUGUGUUGGAAAAACAGUGCCUAUUUUUUUUCUCUGGUGUAGUGAUGAUGACUGUCCUAUGUAUUUACUGUUGACUUCAGAUGUCUCCAAUCACAGAAUCUAAAUAUGUACAACAGCCAGUUUCAUUCAGAUGGAUAGCUGGAUAUGACUUGGUACACCUAAGAUGGCUGCCAUGGAAUGUUAAAUAAUGUUACUGGGACUCAAGAGAGCUUAAGUAUUAGGCCACAUUUACUAUAAAACUGCUCAAUAUUACACCUGUUUUCUAUGGGAAAAGAUGUAAUGCAAAAUUUUGGUGUGAUUUCACACAACUAUGUGUGAAUAUAAUUCAUUAUCAGGAUUUAAAUUAGCAGCAGUAAUAAUAGUCUUAACUGAGAAGUUUUGUCCCAUGAUCUUGCUGCUUUUGUAGCCCAGGGAGGAUAAAAUGGAGGACAAAAUGCUAAACUUGGGAUUGAAAAUAGUUAAAGGUACUUUAACAUCAUCAUCUAAGUCAUGCAGCUUCUGUCUGAAAAUAUUGAUAUUGGUCGGCAAAACGUGUAUCAGCAAACCCUUUACAUUAGACAAAAAGUUCCCCUUCCUUGCCUUUCAGAUAGCCAUUGUCUUAAUUGUUACUAAUUUUUCAACGGUAUGAAAAUAAUAAUUUACUCAUGCAUCAGAAAUUUUACCUUGCCAAAACAUAAGCGCACUCCCAAGGGGGAAGCCAAUGGGGGCCAUGGCCGCCCUAAUACAACUGCUACCCAACCCCUAGGUGAAAAUAAUUGAAAGCCUACAUUACUCUCUUUAAGAGGCUUUGGCACACUCAUUUUUUAAGCUAGCAUGAUGUUAGUGGUUACUUGUGAAACUAAACAACCUAAGGCAUCCAUUAGUAUGAACCAUAUUAUGCUGGCUUGUCUGAAAGAGGGCUAAAUAAUGCUCCAAAUUUAGGCUAAAUUUUGGCGAGGCAACACCUGGCGUGACCAUUUUUAAAGAGUGUCCCUUGAAAUCUCACCUCUUUGAAUAAAAAUGGGUUCUAUGGAUACCUUGGAGUCUCCCCUAAACUUGAUAAGGCUUGUUCUCUGUAAAUGUUUUGCUCCAUACAAUCAAUGUACUCCUUCAAAGUAAAGCUGUAUAUUUGUCUUUUUAGGGAAAAAGACAACCAGCCUAUUUGAAGAACAGUUAAUCGCCUAAUAUUUACAGAAACACAUUAAAACAGGACUGUUAUGGAAAAUCAAAAUGUUAACUGUACCAGUAUAAGUCUAUGCACAUCAGAUAAUUAGUAAUAUUAACAAUAUAAUAAGAAAUCAAAGUAGCCUAUAUCACUUAGCGAUUCUUUCCUUCUUAUACUUAAACAGCAUAUUCGAAUACCUGAAAUUCAGUUAUAGCUUUUAGUUUUGGUGUACUACCCCAAGAUUUUCAGUGGCCCCAUUUGGCCAUCCCUCUGGAAAAGUUCUGGGGGCACCACUGUACAGGAGCGCCCUGAAGUGAAUGAAAAUCAAAGACAACUUUGAGGAAAGGAAAGACCUAUUUAAAAACCCUCAUGCAGUACACUAUCCGCCACAUGCUCAUUUCCAUGCCAGCCAUCUGAGGUGCACCACAGGAAGUUGUUCUGAUCCACCAGAAAGUGUCCUUUCUAUGUAUUCCACUAUCGUGAUUCUAACACCAUGGGGAUCUACUGUACAUGACUCAUCAAUAUAGAUAUAUCCUGUAUAGAUACUGUAUGUAUGUAUGUUUGUAUAGGAGUUAUUAUUGUAUGCUGUUGGUUUGACCAAAACCUGGGUGUAACACCGCAUGAUAUCGAUGUUAUAAAAUGAAGACACACAGAAGAUUCACAGACUGGUGAUAAUGAUGGUGGUUUUUCUUGUCAAUAAAUCACAUUUACAA
This is a messenger RNA of Epinephelus lanceolatus (giant grouper), 8100 nucleotides long. RefSeq names its product C-Jun-amino-terminal kinase-interacting protein 1. The record is from RefSeq and is a predicted model, not a curated record. Gene Ontology annotation, biological process: JNK cascade; regulation of JNK cascade. Gene Ontology annotation, cellular component: cytoplasm. Gene Ontology annotation, molecular function: MAP kinase scaffold activity; JUN kinase binding. NCBI's taxonomy places the organism in Eukaryota, Metazoa, Chordata, Actinopteri, Perciformes, Serranidae.